Molecule: messenger RNA, 15125 nt
Organism: Dromaius novaehollandiae (emu)
Lineage: Eukaryota; Metazoa; Chordata; Aves; Casuariiformes; Dromaiidae
Gene: HIF1AN
Product: hypoxia inducible factor 1 subunit alpha inhibitor
Exons: 8
Coding region: 59-1099 (346 amino acids)
Biological process (GO): negative regulation of Notch signaling pathway
Cellular component (GO): cytoplasm; nucleus
Molecular function (GO): [protein]-asparagine 3-dioxygenase activity; peptidyl-histidine dioxygenase activity; ankyrin repeat binding
Source: RefSeq, a predicted model, not a curated record
GGGGUGGGUAACUUCCGCUUCCGGCCUUCCAGUUCCGGGUUUCCCGGUGGAGGCGGCGAUGGCGGCGGCCUCCUCCUCCGCGGCGGCGGGGUGCCGGGAGGGCCCGGCGGCGGCGGCGGGGCCUGGCUGGAGCGAGUCCCAGUUCCGCCGCUACUCCUUCGAGACGCGGCCCAUCCCGCGGCUCAGCUACAGCGAUCCCCGCGCCGAGGAGCUCAUCGAGAAUGAGGAACCAGUGGUGCUGACAGAUACGAAUCUGGUUUAUCCUGCUCUGAAAUGGGACUUGGACUACCUCCAGGAGAACAUUGGCAAUGGGGACUUCUCAGUGUACAGUGCCAGCACACACAAGUUUUUGUACUAUGAUGAGAAGAAGAUGGCCAAUUUCAAGAACUUCAAGCCCAAGUCAAGCAGGGAAGAGAUGAAGUUUGCUGAAUUUGUGGAUAGACUUAAAGAAAUACAACAGAAAGGGAGUGCUGAGAGGCUAUACCUGCAGCAAACCCUGAAUGACACAGUUGGAAGGAAGAUUGUAGUGGAUUUUCUUGGCUUCAACUGGAACUGGAUUAACAAGCAGCAAGGGAAACGUGGCUGGGGUCAAUUGACUUCUAACCUACUUCUUAUUGGCAUGGAAGGGAACGUGACACCAGCUCAUUAUGAUGAGCAGCAGAACUUCUUUGCUCAGAUUAAGGGCUACAAGAGAUGUAUCCUGUUCCCUCCUGAUCAGUUUGAGUGCCUCUACCCUUAUCCUGUGCACCACCCAUGUGACAGGCAGAGCCAGGUGGACUUUGACAAUCCAGAUUAUGAGAAGUUUCCAAACUUCCGGAGUGUUGUAGGCUAUGAAACGGUGGUGGGUCCAGGCGAUGUGCUGUACAUACCUAUGUACUGGUGGCACCACAUUGAAUCUCUCCUGAAUGGGGGGAUUACCAUCACUGUGAACUUCUGGUACAAGGGUGCCCCUACCCCAAAGAGAAUUGAAUAUCCAUUAAAGGCUCAUCAGAAAGUGGCGAUAAUGAGGAACAUUGAGAAGAUGUUGGGAGAGGCCCUAGGAAAUCCACAAGAGGUGGGUCCCUUGUUGAAUAUGAUGAUUAAGGGACGGUAUGACUAAUGGCUGGCUGCCCGGGUGACUGAUGUUGGAGCUGCUUUGUUCACAAGCAAUGGAAGAUAUUGAGCGCUAGUAUUGCACGCAGCACUUAACAGACUGAUGGGUUUCCUGGCCCAUCCCUGUCCCUGCCCCACUACAAUAAAGGGGGCUACUGGAACUGCAGAACCAUUAGUAUCCCAUCCAUCCUCCACUCUCAUCUAACUGAACCUCCCAAGAAAGAGUCUGCACUUAUUGGAAGCUGGAUUCAUGCUCACUAACUUGUUAUUUUUUUGCCCUCCCUCUGCCCUGUUUGCCACAACAAGAAGCAUGGCUGCUGGCACUCAGAUAUGUUGCUUAAGGAUUUUCAGGCAUUUGAAGAAGAGCUUGGAGGGGAACCAGGAGUGGUCUUGUUUCCUCAGCCUCCUGGGGUUUGGUCUCCCUGGCUGGGUUUAUGUGUUGGUGCCUGCAGUGGAUAUAAGAUGAGAAAUGUUAGAUUUCACAGUCCUCUGUUGUUAGAGGACCUGUCCAUGCUCAAUUCUGGCACCUUUUUGUAUAGUGGAAAUGAACAUGUGAUGGCCUGUGUGUGAGGAGCAACUGGACAAAUGAUUCAUUUCCUUCAAUUUAAGACUUAUGCUUGGGACUUUGAUACAGAAUAGAGAGAUCAGAGUAAAUUCAUCUGGUAUGUGAGCACCGAAUCCUAUGCUGUCCAAAUGGCAUCCGUGUUGCAGGAGUAUAGAUAAACCUCCUUCCUUCUGACAGCAGCUUUCUCUGCAGAGUGAAGGCUUCUCUCCUGCUGUUUUGAAGCUGCAGAAUGGUUAAAAGGGGAUGUAGCAUUAUGAAGGGAGAUGCAUAAACACCAGGGUGCUCUUCAAGUCUUGGAUGUUUUAGCUACAUUUUAAAAGAAAUUCUCCAGGGAUGCUGAGCUAUAAGGUCAAAAUGCCAUGUCAGAUAGGUACAGAGCCUCCCUUCUCCCCACCAGGGAGUGCCGGCUCCUUGGACUAACAUGGGAAGUGCCCUUUUUACUGAAACUGCAAGAACUUGGGUGUGUGUGUGUGUGUGUGUGUGUGUGUGUGUCUGCGCACAGGUGCGCAUGUUUGUGUGAUGUUGUGUGGCUCCUGUCCAUCAGUUUAAUUCAUGUCAGUGUGUGGUUCCCUUCCUUGUACAGUCAUGUGAAAGACGUCAGGGCUUUUUGUUUGAAUGUGGUUAAGUUUAUAGUCAUCCUUUUUAUGUUCUGGGUCUUGACAUUAGCAGGCCAGGAAGCAACAAAAAACAGGGCACAGGAACCAGGGGAGCCUCUGUUUAGAGACUUCAGCAGUAACCCUGAAAAAUCGUUUAUGCUUUCUUCCACCUCUUCCAUGCAAAAGCCUUAGACUCAUAUAGAGGCUGGCUUUUUUUUGCUACUGUGCACUGCCUUGCUGUUCCUGGUUUGGGGGGUGGAGCAAAGGAGUUGUAUAUUUGGUGUGGUUGUAAUGUGUCCCAGGAGCUAGAGAUAGAUGGAGUAUGAAACAGCUUCUUCUAACUCAUCCCAGAGACUAGUGGGAGAUUGUUCAAUUGAGACUUCCCAGUGCUUUUCCUUUGUUCUUCAGGGCUUGUUCUGACAUGGGUUUCUGAUAAAUGUGUUGAGAAGAUGCUGCUGAGGAAGCACUCUGUAUCUUUGGCUUCAGGUCCCAUCUUGUGCUGAGACAGCUUACAUACCACUUGCUGUGAGCUUCUUUUGUACAAAGGUGGAAGACUUCUCUAACAGGGGGUCCCAGGGGCUUGUUCUGUGGCUGCUUUACAGGUCAGAAGAAAAAAAUGAAGUGUAAUUGGCAGCUGCAGGGCCCUUGUUAAAAAGUAUGUCCAUGUCACUGAGUAAUCUGAUUGCUGUGUUACUUGUUGUAGACUAUUCAGAGCUCUGGUUAGAUUUAAAGGUCACUCAGCUGGAUGGUUAUCAAUACUCCGCCUUUGGGCAGGUGGGGAAGAAGGCCAGGCUACUGACUCUGGCCAAAAACAAGGCCUUCCCAGGAAUCUGGGGCACAUGCAUAGCCUCUGCUGUUAGAUGGAAGAUGUUUAAGUGAGACUCCAGCUCUGUGCUACUUACUUAGCACAUGGUAGAUUCAAGUACUAUUUGUUAGGCACCAUCAAUUCUUGAAGCUCAGGGUGGGAGUUCACAUCCCUUGUGGAGAAAGAAUGGUACAAGUGGAACUUAAGGAUUUUUUUUCUUUAUUUGCCAAAGGUCUAACUUUUUAAGUGUCUGAACAGUUUUUGCUGCACUUGACUUUGUGAAAGCUCAUUUACAAUGCACUGAUGGACUGACUCCCCCCUUCCCUUUUCACCUUGUGCUUUCGAUGCCCCUUGCCAUGGUAUUGGGAAGCUCUGUGUGUUCUAUGCUAGGGGUGUGUGUGGAAUGCAGGGGGUGGGGUGUGGAAAAACACACGGUACCUUCUGAAGUGUAGUUCUUAAAUACAACCAAUGUUGAACAACAGAAGUGUGCGGCUCUUAUUCUGUGAGUGUCUAGAUAGGAGAGCUUUUUAAGGAGAUGUGCAUCUGAAGUUAUUGUUCAGUCUUUCUAAUAACUCUGCUUGUAUUCUUCACUAGCGAAGGCUUGUGGUCUCUAGAGCUGCCUUCGAAAUAGCAGUGCUAACUUCAUUACUGUGUGUUUGCACCACCUUCCCUUGACCAUUCCCCUAAGUUUGCGAGGAAAGCUGGGAAUGAGACUGUAUCCUUCAACUCUGUCAAGUAUGAACAAAUUCCCUUCCCUGCUGGCCUGAGUGGGAGAUUUAUGCUCUGGUCACUGACUCACAGAGCAAACUACACCAUCAAGUCUAAUGAAUUGUGUCAGUUGCUUCUCUUUGGGAUAUCUUGUGCUCCCCUUGUUCCUUAAUCUGAAUCACACUUUGGACAAGGUGAUUUUGGUGGGAGGCUUCCACUGUACCUCUGUUGUGUGUUGGCGGCCUUGGGUGGUGGAGUCCUCUCUACUUUUUCAACACAACUUAUUUUACAUUAAUAUUAGCUCUACAGCCCCUUUGGCAUCAAUGAAACAUUAGUGGCAAGUCUCCGAUGUGUAUUAUGGGGGAGAAUUGAAUAGAGGAUAGAGGUUUGGGGGGCAUGUGUGUCAAGGAGCUGUCCGAUACUGAGGUCCCACAACUGUCAUUCUCUCCUCACCCUUGGAGGGACAAUAUGGAUAUGGAGAAAGUAGGAAAGGCAAAUGGAUAUGUCUUCUAUGGCCAUGGGCAUUCACACUUCCAUGCUGUGCCUGCUGGGAUCAUAAUCUCUUUGAACACACAGUUGUUACUGGUCUACUGAAUACAGUGUUCUGUAUUCAGUAUGACAGAUCCUGUAGUCUGUGUUGUCCACAUGCCUCUUGGGUAACAUGAAUGGAUGGUACUGCAAAGCUUAGAAAUGUCUCGGGGAAUGUAGAGGAAUAGAGGAAGCUGAGGAACGAGAACUGUCGUUUAAAAACCAGAUAAGACUCUGAAGGUUUUCCCUCAUACUUUUAGUCUUCCUGGUUUGCUGUUUCUGUUAGGUCGUGUAAUAUCUUUUUUCUCUUUUGCUUCCCCCAUUCCCCUGUUCUUAGAAAAGUGGGAUUUUUCCAGGGAGGAGAGACAUUUCUCUUAAUCCUCAUAGAUCCUGGCUGCCAGAGCUUUCCUGUAGACAGAAGAGCAUGGGUUUUUAGACUGAUAUGCUGUUUUUCUCCCUGCUUUGGCCUCUAGCACUCCAGAGGUGCUUGAAGGAGGAAGUAGAGCCUCAGCUUAAAAGGUGUUCCCAAGAAAGAGGAGUUAAGUCCAGGCUGAGGCUUCUUUUGUUUCACAGCACCUCUUACCAAUGAGCAAGCUGACUUUGAACAAAGCCAACUACUCCUUAACUUGGCUAAUCAAAGCCCUAGAAGGGGGAGAGUGUGCUCAGGGUCUUGACAAUCCCUUAACAGGCCUUACUGUUGAUGCACGAUCAAAUCAUGCUGCUCUCCCUCCCCUGGAAGUGGAGCAGCAGCCGGAGCAGGAAGUACUGCGCUGGCAUGUUUUUUUCAUAGUGCUUUCCUCUAAGCUUCCCUUCUGCCACAUGGGUAUGAGGAGCUUCCUGGCACUCUUUUAUGGUCUCCAUCUUCCAUUCCUGUUGCGGAGAGAGCAGCUUUUCUGUCCAUGUCCUGGCAAGUUCUGAAGUCACCAUCUUCCAUAUGCACUUCUCUGCAUUUGUGCUGUGUAGGGUUACCCCCAAGGAAAGGGGAGGAGAUGCUGCUACUGUGACAAACACAUGCAAAGUAAGUUCUAAUUACUGCCUCACAAAGUCAAAUAUUUGUUGCAAACGGAGGACUAAUUGUGGGGGGAGGGAGCGGAAGUAGAGGCUCUUGGAUCGUAAGUGGAACAGAUGCCCGGACGCCUUGGGGAAACGCAGCUUUCCUUUACAAAUCAGAGCUUUAAAUUACAAGGCUUUUACCAACGAGAACAGUUGUGGGAAGUCGUCUGCUCUCAUUUGCGUAAUGGCUUCUGUCACUGGUGAUUAGACACAGGAUGAAGGAAAAGAAAUUUGACAAUUAGGAAUGAGCGAUCAUUAAUCAGAAUCUUUGUUAGGAGGAGGGAGGGGGGGGAGAAUAUCCCGCAAACAAUGGAGGCAGCCACAAGAGCCACGGUGAAGCCCGUAAGUUGUGCAACUCCCAAGUGCUAGUGUUGCUCUACAGAGCCCCCUCCGCUGAGCUAUGGAGCAGCAGCAAGGGCCUUGGCUCACUUGAAAAGCUUGUGGAGGAAGGCAGGAAAAUCCUUCCCUUGCUGUACAGUGAUUCUCAGCCAACUGCUUUAUAAGGGAGAUGACAUUUUGGAGCCCUCUACCUGCCCCAUCAACAGUUUGUGCUUCCUUUUCAGUGCCUGGACAUGAAUUGCCAGGGGGAAGGUAAAAGAAAAAAAACCCCACAACUUAAAUUCUUGCAGAGUCUCCCCUCCCCAAACCUUGAAUACAACUUUGCAGUUUCUAGUGGAGAAGAGCUGGAAGGGGUCUUGACUGGCAUGCAAAAAGAUUAGGAUGAGCAAAGCGAAAACAGUUCCAGCUCUUCUCCUGAUAAUGUCAUUUCCUAUGAAAGCAAGGAGGAACCUGAUGGGAUGCAUGACAGGUAAAUAAAAGAAAACAGUUGUGACUGCUUUGUGUCUCUGUCAUUUGCUGGCUUAGCUGAUCAUCCAGCCAAGCACAAUCCAGUGAUACACAUUUAUUUGUUUUUGUGUUUUUCGAUCAAAUUAUCAGAACACAUGAAACUACCUGUUUUUUCUCACAGCUGUCGUCUCUGAAGGCAUUCUCUCUGACUGCUGCUGUCAGGAGGCACAGACAGGGAUAUAGUGAGCAGAACAUCUUCAGCUUUACACUAAUGAGCAAAAUCAUAUCCCUCAGGUGAGGGCUUAUAUUCCACCAAAGCAAGGUGUGGCUAGGGGGUCAGGUCAAGUGCAGGGACAAAUGGCUACGUGGCAGUCAGGGGCACCAGUGCUCCCUGCUGCAACACCUAUGCUGAACUGAUUUAUAGGAAUAUGACAACUUUUGUCAAACCCCUUCCCUUCAGCGGAAUGGCACUUCGAUCUCAAUACGCAGUCCUGUUUGUUUAGUGGACAUAAUGUUAUGCAUCUGUAGCAGCCACUGAGUGGUUAUUAACCCUCUCAGAGCAAUCAAGUUGGAAAAAAACAUCCAGCGAAAAACAUCCUUUUUUUCCACAUUAUCAUGUUGUGUAAUCUUGUUUAGAGUAAACAUACCCCUCUUCCUCUUUAUUUAAGGUUCCUAGAACAUUCCAGAGCACAGGCUUAAAUUAUGAGAGAGGAGGACUGGAGACCUACCUAUCUCGCCCCAGAGAAAGGGCAGGUAGUGCUUGUCAUCCCUCUUUCCUUAACCUUUCACUCCUGGUGAAACUGUUUAACAAUUCACUGUAUCUUUGAUCAAGUUAGGCUCAAGGAAAAACUUGUGGAUUACCUUUUUUUAGAAGAACCUACUGACACAAGAAUCAUACACAGCAAGGGACUGUUUUAAGCUACAACCCCCUAUUAAUUCCAUUGAUCACAAAGGUCCUAUGUUAAAUGCAGACCCUGUGCAAAUAAAAUCUAGAUUCCCUCUAGCUUGGAGUUCUUCACUGAGCCUGCCAUUGUCAUGCAGCAUUACAGUUCUAUCCUUCUGUUUAUUUUGGACAGGCUAGAUUUUAUGAAUUGGAUGUAAUCAGCUAUCUAAGGCCCAGCUUACCCAAUAAGCCAGUGGUAAGCAAGGCACAGAGAGACGUUCAACCCAAAAGCUAGUUUGCCUCCAGAAUUAUAGCCUAGACUGUUCCAUCAACUCUGUCACAUUAAGUCAUGUCUGUUUGAAGUUUCCUGUCCAGCAGGAAAUAUUCAUAUGGAGAAAACUUGAGGAAGUUUGGUAAGAUAUUUCAGAGCUCUUAAAGUAAAGAGAAAUAGUUGUAUUUAUGUGAUAGAUUUUUUUUCCUUCUUUCCUGAGAUCAGUCUACCAGUGUCUCUCCCUGUAACUCCUGAACCAUUUCCCUGUUUCAACAAAGCUUGCAGACCUUAAAGCUACACAACUGGUAGGAGCAUGACAUGAAUUAGAGCUUUAGUAGAGGAGACCAUCUUAAUGCCCUUAUUUAGUGGGAGCACAAGGACAGCUCAGCUCUCAUCGUUUGGAAAAGGCAGUAGCUAGUUGGUCUGUCAUCAUGCAUAAAGGUUGGAACUGGUCACAGCCUGCAGUGCUGCUUGGCCAGGCAAACAGCAAGCUGAAGAUGGAACAUAGAAAGAAUAUUUAGGAGAGAAGGGAUAUGAUGGGAUGGCUAAAGUCAAAAGAAGAACAGGAGGCUCUUGCAAGGGACCUGGUAUAGCAGAUAUGAGAAGCUUUGGACAUAUUGCAGUGGGAGUAGUGUUCGUGUGAAGUGUAUACUAUUGAGGGGAGGCUGUAGGACAUGUUUUUAGUCCUCUUACUUAAAGGAUAAGAUGGAUUUGUAUUUCAAAGUCUUGUCAAAUUAAACAACUGGGCAUGGUUUCCAGAAAGAAAGACUGCCUCUUGUUAGAUCAAUGAAAAUAAUUUGGGGUGGAUUACAGGCAAGUUCCAGGGCAUGUAAAGUUGCUGGAUGUUUUGUCCUAAGACUUGAGCUUACUGGAAUCAUUGAUUUCAGUAAGGACUUGUGUCUUUGCAAGGCUAGGUUGUUCACCUGGGGUGGAGGUUUCCAUCAGGGUGAUUAUUCUGUCUGUGAGUAGAAAUCAAAGCAGAUACCUGCACAGGGGAGGAGCUGAGCAAUUUGUCCUUGUGCCCAGCUGGCUCCAAGAUUGGACAAAUAUUAGCAGAUUGGAUUUUCAGCCUCUUCCUGUGGCUGGUAUUGUUUACCAGAAGAACUCAAAAAUGGAAGAGAGCACUGCAGAUCUCAGGACAGGAUCUAACUGGGCUUUUCAGCUAGUGCCUGAGAAUUGUUAAGAGAAUCAUUGGUCACAUUUCUCAGCCUGCUAGAUGUGUCAGGUAGUGACUUUCAUUCCCGCUUAAAUGCAUAGGGGGAGGGCUGGUUCUUCUUCAUAGUAAGAUGUUAAAUGCGUGUUUAGAAUGUUUACAACUGGAGAACCUUAUGUUUUGUGUGAAUGGUAAAGCAGGCUGUGAUAAUGUGGAGCUGCUGUUGGAAUUCACCGAUUAACAUGGAAUAAACCCUGAGAAAGCCCAGCAAUUGACAUGGAAAAGUACUGCCCUUGCUGUAGGAAAUGUCAUUGUGCUGGAUAACAGGAGCUGCAGGUGUGAUUUUCAUCCCAGAGUUUCAGGGUUUUUUUCCUGAAUACCCAGGUUUGGGUCAUUGAAAGUCUUGAUGAGAAGAACCUUGGAUUUGAUUUGAAACUCCUUGCGAAGCCAGGAUAGGAAAGAGAGUAUGUGCUAUCCUGUGCCUACAUAAUCUUAUGUUAUGAGGAGAUCUGCUGCAAGUUGUGUACUCUGUGAACUUCUUAAGCACAGAUGGCCUCAUGCAAUAAGCUACCUGAGGGUUCUAGUUGAGCUGAAAGCUGAUAAAGGAGUAAGGUAAAAUCACCUGUCUCUAUAAUAAGACAGUCUCUUGCCCACAGAGAGGGUAUAUGGGAGGGUAACAGUGGCAUCCCAGGGAGUGUUUUUUGUGGGAGAGCUUAGUACCAAGGAUGCUGGACUGAUUCUCCCCAAGCCUGGCUGCUUGGAGUUCCUUUGCCAGAGUCCAAGCUUUUGACAGUCUCUCAGAAGUUGCUCUUACCUGUUCUGUAUUUCACUGGGGUGAUAAGCCCCAGGUAGCAAAGAAUUAGUGGUGCUGGCGGGGACUUGGUUCUAAUGCUAGCUAUCAUAGGCUGUAGAGCUGGAAGGUACAGGGGCAGUAUAGCCCUGUUUGGGAUCUGAGGUAAUAAAUUUCUGGUCUUAAGUCCAUUCAUGUGAACUGCGGAGACUUGUAGGGCUGGGCAGUGUUCCUUGGCUUGUCAGGUCUGACACCACUGUGGCAAGGCAGACCUUAAUGCUCUUUGAGCUGAUGUUCAGGGUUGAUGCAAAUCUGGAGGGAACAGGAGUGGAAAUCUGAGAGGAAUUUGGGACUCUGAAGGGUCCAUUCGUCUGCCACCAACUCACUCCAAGCACAACCUGAAGCAUUCCUCAAGCUCCUUGCUUCUACCUCUUUCCCAGCACAGAGGCAAUCUUGUCUCCUGCUUUUGCAGUUUGUUUAUAGCUCUCCCCAUCCCAUCUGUCUCUACUCCUUCCUUUUCCUUCCCUCUCCCUCCCCCUCAUUCCCUGUAAGCUAUUAAUCAUUUUGACAGGCUCAGCGAUGGCCUUUAUUUCCUUGAGGCGGCCAAGAAAUGUCUGCGAGCACCUUCUUUGACACCCCUCGUGUUCUCUUGCCAAUCAGACCAGCCAGUUCUCUUGGAGUGACAUCGCCACAAAGAGGCAGAGGGAAGCGGCAGGGAGAACUCCAGCAGAGCCAGCUGGGGAAAUGGGCAUUGGGACAGCAUCCAGUUGGGGCACCAUGUGGGCCCCCCUCAGCUGUGAUGAAUCUGUUGUUUCACUAUAGCUUGGAUGUGUCAUAUUUCCCCCCCUCCCUUUCCCCAAGCUCCCCUUCAAAUCUUGGUUUCAGUGCAAAGGCAGUUGGGAAGAAACAAGGCUGCUCAGAAAAAUACCAGCUUCCAACAGAGUGGCUGGAGGGAAAAUCUGUGGGAGAAGGAAUGAGAGCAGGCUAGGAUCAUCAAGGGGAAAAGAAUGGGCAUGGUUUGGCACAUGGGAGUGGAAACCGCCCUGGGAAACUUCCCUUUGCCCUGUGCAGGAUGGAAGUUACCUCUGAGUGUCUGUCAUGGUUCACAUGGAUUGUCACAUUGUAAUCAAGGUGCCUUCCAUCCAUCUGCAGCCAAGGGAGCUCUCAGGCCAUGGUAUAUGUGAUUGCAAAUGCUCUGCCUCCAAACUGAAAUAGAUAUGGGGUGGACUGGGGCAUAUCAUACUCCCAAAAGUGUUUUGCAUGCACUCUAAUCAAGCUGUACAGCAUCCUUCAUCCCCCCUGCAUGGGACCAAGGGAUGCUCUACUUCUAGAUUUAUUCUUUCUCCUCUUAACAUGAAUACACUUCUUUUCCCAUGCUACCUUAGCAUCAUGUAGGAAUAGCUACGCUUCCAUAAGGGGCAGUGCUCCCCUGUGAGUCUGCCCUUGCUAUGGGGAAAGAAGUUUGUAGACUUUGAAAGCAAAUACCCUCUGCAGGGGGUAGGAGAGGCUCUGGAAUAAAUCCACUCUCUCAGGGGUUCUGGGGAGGUCUAGAGACCCUUUGUGCAGAGCAAUGGAUUGUAACGAAGAUUUACAAAAGUUAAGGAGAUAGUGAAGUAGAAAAGGAAGUGAAGGAUGCUGCACUGUAAGUCAGAUGGAACUCGAUGUAGAGUUCUUACACAAGGUGAUCACAUAUUGUAAGGUAGGGGAGUGGACACAGUGUCCAAAGGGGUCCUCUUGUCUCAUAUUCCUAUCACACAGCUCAACAAGUCCUGAACUGAGUCUAGAAGACAGUGAACAGGAUCAUCCUUAUUGAAAGGCCCCAGGACAAGACUGCCCUAACUCUUCAGGAUGGGCACAGAGCAGGGCAGGUGGAAGUGGAUGUUUGUGCUCAGAAGUCACCACUUCUUGAGAUGGGACAAGACAGCUAUGCAGCAGCACAAGGCCAAAUCCCCUAGCUCAAUGCAGCUACACCUCUGUGAGGAGUUAGCCAGACAGGUGAUAGCUUCCCAGAGUUAAUUGGGAGCUCACACCCUCUUAUGAAACAUCAGUAGUUACUGCUUACCCUGUGAGCUACUUUUCUUGCCUUACAUGUUAGGCAUGAGAGUCAGUUUUAGCAGCAGGGCCCACUAGCAGCAGGCUGGAUAGGUUCAGUAAAGAUGCUGAGGAAAAAAACACCACCUACUUCCUACACCACCUACUUCCUGCACCACCCAGUUGUUUUUCUUCUCAUCAUGAGAAGAUUUCCUUUCAAGUACAGACCGAAGAGCUCAUGCACCCCAAGUCCAAAGGGUGGGUAAUGAACUCAUCUGGAAUAGGCAUUUUGGUCCCUUGGUGGUUGACUGCAUCAGAUCUCUGGCAGGUAAGAUGACUUGAACUGGAGAGGAGCUAAGAGGCACUUUCCAGCAGAUCAAAAGGCAGUGUCCACUCCCUUUGACAGACAUGCUGCCCCACAUCUUGGGAGUGACCUCUGCCAAGGUCACUGCUGAGUUGCUCUAAACUCAGGGAAAUAUUGAUUUUGUGCCAGUAAUGCUAAACAGUGUUGUUGGAGAGGCCUGUAGAUGCUUGGCAUAGCAGUGUUGACCUUUGUUGGCAGUUAGGCUAGCUGAUCUGGCUCGUUUUCCACAGCUUGUACUCACGUGUCAAUGGUGAGGAAGGCUGGCUUUGUGAUUCUAGGCUAGCAGUCACUACUGGCUUCAGUCUUGUCUCCAGUGUGAGGCCUCGGGGAAGUUAUGUUUGCUCCCUUGUGUUCAGUUAGGACUGCAAAUCAUUCAUUAGGGCUUUAUUUUGCAGCAGUAAAUGACCUGUUCCUGGACAGUUAGUUCCACAAAAGAGAAGUAAUGUUUCCUUCUUGGAUAUAACAAGAAGGCAAAAUGGCCAAGGUCUUCAACAGUUUAUCUCAGUGCUGGGAGCUUUCAGGAAGAAAGCGUAGGAUCAGCAGAAAUGGAGUCUAAGCAAUGCAAUUAGUGAUGGCUAUCCUAGAAAGCCUGUUUUAAGUCAUGAAUAACCCCCCGAUGGGAUGUAGGUCUUUAAGGAUUCAUGCCUGUUGCAUGCACUCGUGGCUGGGCAUCAUGUAGCGUCACAGUGACAAAAUACAUAUCUUCCAGGAUUUAUGGGAAUUAUCAGAUUAUUUUAUUUCUGUAUGCAGAAGUUAUUGUGGCAGGAUGUCAUGGGAUAUGUUCUUUGGUCUCCAGGGCUGUGCAGAGAUUCCUCACUGAACUUGCACUUAUUUCUCUGCAGAGCUGGUUAGUAGGGCAGGCUGGAGUUGACAACGUUGAACUGGGAACUCUUAGUUCUCUCGCGGCAGAUGCUUGUCACUUCUCCCCGUGAGCAUCCAUACCAUGCAGUGGAGCAGGUGGGGACAGCACAGGAUUAGGGCAGAGGCGUUUGCAUAACUGAAGCAGUGCUGCUACAUCAGCGCAGUGCUGAGGCCUAGGUCACUGCUGAGGUCUUAUUAUCGGAGCUGAGUCAGGUCCUCUGCUCAGUGCUGUGCUCAGUCAGUGAAAUGCAUUAGCUCACACAGGGGUAUCAGUGUUGCUGUGUAGAUGAAUCUGUUGCCAGUUUUAUCCUGGAAGGCUGUGCCUGGCUGUAUAACCACCUCUGCGGCCCUGAGCCAGCUGGAGUUGAGGGGAGUUCUGUCCUCAGGCAAUGGCUGACCUUCCUGGCAGGGUGUUUUGUGCUGCAGUGGGGUGGUAAAGUGACUUGCCUAGUUGCGAAUGGGAGGGUGUUGCAAUCAGGAGCUGUGAUCCCCAGCAUGGACAAGUUGGAUAACCCCCAGUUGGCUGGAGGCUCACUUUCAGGGGUGCAGGUUCCAGUUUCAGAACAGGUCUGUGCUGCAGGGAGGGAAGAAUGAACAAAAUCCUUUUGCAUGCAACACUGUUAUUGUCUCCAUGGGUUGCUGCAGCUUUGGGUCCAGGUGAUAAACAUCCUUGUAGUGGCCUGGGUCAUCCCAUGUCUCCUGGAAGAUCUGAGCCAUCUUCAGUUAUCUGCAAGCAUCUCUGCAUUGUGCAGCUGUUCUGUACUCUGAGCAGCACCCAAUGCAUAACAGGAAAGCUGAAGCGUGAGGGUGACUUUGCAUGUUGCUUUUAGGUGACAGGUGUUUGUGACCUUGGACACUUUGGAACUGGAGCUUAGGUCACCUGGACUUAUCUAACAUUUUGAGAUGUCCUGGCCAGUGGAGAUAUUUGUGUCUGGGUUCUGUCUGUCUGGGCUGCUCUGAAUGUUAUGGAUGUGUUGCUGCUGUCUUUGCGGAGUGGAUGAAAGUGUUUGUGGUAAAAUGUAAUCAAGUGGAAAAUUGCAGUGCAUAUAAACACAUAUGGCACUCAAUGACUGGGCAUUAGGCACAGUGACUGCAGGCAAAAAAAUUAUCUGUAAACGUUUCGCAGCAAGUUUCAAAAUCUUAAAGAACAAUAAGAUAUUAGCAAUUUAAUGGGGUGAUUCAGCGAGGCAGCGAUCCUUGCGUUGGGAGAACAAGGAUGCAUGCAGCUGCAGUGACGGGAGCGGCUGGGAUUACUCAGCCAAGCUCAACAAACCCUGUCUCCCAGCACAAGACAGCUGCCAAAGGUUUCCUUCACAUGGCAAGGUGUCUGUGCUUUGAGAGGAGAGAGCCAGGAGGUGGCCUGUGAACCUUACCAGGGCCACCUUCCAGCCUCCUCCAAGAGCCUGCUGUUUACAGCAGCAUUUGGAAGAGGUUGCCUGCAGUCAAUGAGGCAGAACUGAUGGGCUAGGUGGAUCAGGCCUGGCUGUGGUCAGGAGCUAUGGAGUCACUGCAGGUUAAUGGCUGGCUUGGCCUCCCAAAAAGGGAGCUAUGGGUCCGGUUCACUUCUAUGUCUCCAGUCUCCAUCUGCUGACACUGCCUGGGGAAGCAUGUUCUCAGCUAUUGCAGAGCCUGCAGCAGUUCAGGUCCUUCCUGUGAGCAAUCAUUUUGUGCCCUGCUAUGGAGCUGUGUCAUGUCUUGGAGCUGAACUACGGUCUUUAGUAUCUAACACUGUGGGACUUCACUGCCUCAGCUGGUUGUCAGUCUCCAAACUUCCCACUUUGAUCCAGCUACUUGCAGGGGACAAAGGCAUGUCAGGCCAGCAUAUGAAAGCAGUUUUCUUUGACUGGCCAAAGGCAAAAGUACCAAAGUGGUGUUUUUUCUCCUCUUGACCUAUGCUAUCUUUCCUUUUUCUGACAUUAGGCAGGUUGCCUACGAGCGGGAGGAAGGGAGAAGUGCAGCUUGCCAGUACAUCUCCCACUGGACAUAGAAGCAUGGCUCAAAUAUUAGGAGAAAUAUAGUCUUGAUAGCUCUUGAUAGCCCUAAGAUCCUGGAUCUGGUGACAAAUUUGCUCAGCAGUUGAUGAGGGAAACGGCUUCUGAAGGAGUGAAAAGGGUAUCAAAAUGCAAAAUUGGUCCAGCAAGGCCUGACUGAUUCUGAUCCUUUCUGGGGAGAAAUCUUCCCAAACUAACCAGUGACAUUGAGAACUGCCCAAAUUAAAUAAAAAUAGACAAAUCCAUUGUUUCUGGGCUACAAGUCACAAGUGACUGCUUCACAGGAGCAUGAGGACGUGGUAGUGCCCUAAGUUAUUGUGGGUGAAGCAACAGGGUCUCCUUGCCUUUCACCGUAGGACUCUUCAUUUUCAUGCCAACCUGUAGACACCCAUGAGAACAUGCCUUUUCUUGGAUGUGGGGUCUGAUCCUGGAGAGUGAAACUGCAAGUGAUAGUGUGCCAGCACUUUAGUGAUAUUACAGGCAGACUUGUCUUCAUGUCUUUGGCUUUAUCUGGCAAACUCCCUGGGGCUGAAUUUAGGAUUAAGUAUCAUAUCUGCCAAACUUGAGUACUCAGCUCUGGAUGGAAUAACUGAGCAUAAUGAUAGGAGAAGCUUUUAAUAAAUUACUUUUAAGUGUUUAUUUCCAUUA